GUCGAGAAAAACCGGGUUUUUCUUAAAAUCGCCCCGGUAUUUUUUCUGUGUGGAAGGCUGUGCAAGACCGUUCGCCUUGCAAUGCAGAUGAUCUAUGUGGGGAUCCGCGGGCACAGCUCGUCGCAUGCGACAGGUUCUCUUCUUCGACACCACCGCUGGGCCUAUCUUGGCUUUUCGUUUUUUCCUACGCUGUCUUUGUUCAGUACUACGUAGUCAACGCAUAAUCGAAUCUUUCAACCCGAACGCAUUUGUGCUUCACCAUCGGAAGCACGUUUUUUCCGUACCAAAAACGGAUUCCGUUAGGCCUGCGGCUGCGUCGUGCUUGCUCGGGGCUUCGUUUGUGUCUUCGUUUUUUCUCUAUUGCUCUCCCAGUCAAAACUUACCACGACCACUAUGGCAGCUCCGUCAGGGAAACGCGAGGGCGUUGACCUCGAAAACGUGGCGACGGUCGAGCUGCUCGAGGAACUGAAGAGACGCUAUGCAUGCCUCGCGAAACCCGAAGGCCGCUAUAUCUUCAUCGGAGCUCCUGGUUCUGGGAAGGGCACGCAGAGUGUGAAACUGAAGAAGAGCCACUGCCUCUGCCACCUUAGCACCGGUGAUAUGCUUCGUCAUGCUGUCGCUACGGGAACCGAAUAUGGCAAGCAGGCAAAGGCCAAGCUGGACGCUGGCGAGCUCGUCAGCGACGAAAUCGUUCUUGGUUUGAUCGACGAGAAGCUGAAGACACCUGAGUGCCGCCGAGGAUUCAUUCUCGAUGGCUUCCCCCGCAAUGAGGCCCAGGCCGCAGGACUCGACAAUCUCUUGAAGCAAAAGAACCAGAAACUCGAUGGUGUUCUCUAUUUCGACGUGCCCGACAACAUCCUCGUGGAGCGCGUCUCAGGCCGCCGAAUCCACUUGCCUUCCGGGCGCGUCUACCACGUCACCUAUCACCCACCCAAGGUUGCCGGUCUCGACGACGUAACUGGAGAGCCUCUUCACCAUCGAAAAGACGACAACGAGGCAACUCUGAAGAAGCGUCUGGAUGUGUUCCACAAGGAGACGGUUCCCGUGAUCGAACACUACGCAAAGAUGGGUCUUCUGUACAAGAUGGACGCUGCUAAGGACUCCACUGCAGUCACCAAGGAAAUGUAUGACUUUGUUGGCAAGCACCACAAAUCUUUCUUCGGCUGAGAAGUCCGCUCCAAGGCCGCGCCGCUCCCAUAAACAGGGCGAAGGCGGAUGGGACGCGAAACAAACGUCAGGAAGUUGUGUAUCGAGGAAUGUGUGUCAAGAGCAUGGGCAACGCGAUGUAUUGUGGCGCGGACAGAUCUCUCAUGUUUCGUCAACGCUCGAACGCAGCAACUUGGAGGAAAGGUUACGCUGGAUAUGAACGAGCUAACGGGGAGAAAACUGCAGCUUGUGACUAGUGCCCAGGACGGUCGGACUCAGCAGGAUGCUCAUUUUGACAGGCAACGUGGUGGAUGUUUCUUCAUUAGCUUUGGCAGCAGCCCUUUCGGGAAGAAAGACGAAUAUAUGGUCUGUUUUAUGCACACCAAGGAAGAGCCAAGCGGUUGAGAUCACCUCACACUCCUAAGGGACAGGCUCCACGGACGUAUUCCUAGAGUUCCUCCCCAUAAGACAAGCGUACCUUAUGAAAAUGCCUGCGGUGAAACGAACAGGGGUCUCAUGAAAGAAUGGUUGCUUUCUAGGUCUUCUUCAAAACAGAAGCCGAUACGUUUGCCUCCCCACACAGAUGUGAAAUCCUGAGUACUGACGAGGUGCCCCAGCUGCAAAGCAGCGACGAGUUUUGGUUCCAAUCCAAACGAAAGCUCGCUUUGCUCUUUUUGCAUUGACUUCGCGGGUGAGAAAAUGAAAACGUAUGGAGUUUUCUUUUGCCAGACGCUGUCCUGGUCCUUUUUUCUUAAGGUCUGAGUCACCUGAAAAGUCUUCGAUGGUCGUGCAAGUUUGUUUUUCCAGUUGGUAUCCAAGAGUCGAGCAAGCAGGGAAGACGUCCGUGCGUAUCACCGCUUGUGCAAUAGACUAGACUGUGUGUGUACCCUUUCAGUUAAGGACAACCCUGGGCGCAAAUCGUUGCGAUAACUAGAAAUUCAGGCCACAGAGAGGAACAACAAACUACCGUUCUCUUCAGAGCGCAGGCCACUUUUUUUAGAACUCCAAAACGUCUGAAUCCCCUAGACGUGCACGUAGGCGAUUGUCCGUAGGCAUGGACACGACAGUACGUUAAAACAAAGACAUCACGUGAAGUAUGUGCAUGGCAACUGCCUUCCUCACAGUUAUUCCACAUACAUGUACGGUUCCCGCUGCCGGUAGCUAUAUCGCAAGCACUUUGUUUAUCUAUUUUCUGCCGUAUAAACCCAUCAUCCAGAUAUUUCAAUAAUACAGACACUGAAGCCGUUUGAUCUUUUUCCAUCUCUACGCCAGGCGUAACUAUAUUAUUGUUAAUCGAGAGGCGGUUGCCUG
Molecule: messenger RNA, 2457 nt
Organism: Toxoplasma gondii ME49
Lineage: Eukaryota; Apicomplexa; Conoidasida; Eucoccidiorida; Sarcocystidae
Product: adenylate kinase, putative
Exons: 4
Coding region: 394-1167 (257 amino acids)
Biological process (GO): nucleobase-containing compound metabolic process
Cellular component (GO): mitochondrion; cytoplasm
Molecular function (GO): ATP binding; AMP kinase activity
Source: RefSeq, a predicted model, not a curated record